CUUUGCCGGCAAAAAGCGCCAGUCUAGACGGGGAUCUUUCGGAAAAUAAAGCCUUUUCCAAAAGAUCCCUUAUCCCUGAUUUAUCCCUGGGUGUGUUUUUCUAGGGAUUAGCUUGGUCGAGAGACCUUGCUGGGAGGGGCAGGACUGCCAGUCCGACCCCACAGGCCAAGGGUUAGAAAGUUCAUCUUGCAGAACUGGACCAGGAUGCCAGAGUAGGAGCAUCCACAGCUGGGGCUGCUCUAGAACAGCUCUGUAACUGUCCCUGCAUUUAUCCCCUCUGCAGUAGCCCCUAGUGGGGGGGCGAUAAUUAGCUGUCUGCUAAUGGUUCUCAUUCUCUCAAGAGCCAUACUGCUGACAGGCAGGCUUAGGCGGAUUAGCCGUUCGCGUCAUAGACCCUCCCAUCCCUGCUCCAUAUCAAUAAUUCAUCAGCUUGUAAGUGGAAUCAAGGGCUCUGUUUCUCCCUGGUGCGCUGCUGUGAUCUCCCUGUACAUCACACCCCAGUGGGGCUGAGAUGCGGGAGAAAAAGAUCUUCCCGCUGGUCGGACGGACGGACGGCCUGUCUGUCCCAAUGGCUGAGCUGUCCAAACGCUGCAGCUGCAGAGCCUGGCCGAGAUGUCUGAGGGGCCUUCCAGGAUCUCGGGGCCCAUCCCUCCCGACCCCACACUCUUCCCGGACUAUUACAAACGCCCCCUGUCAGCUCGAGGGAGGCUGGAAGGAAAUGCCUUGAAGCUCGACUUCCUCUCUGGCCCGCUGGCCCCCGAUCCCAGCCUGUAUCCCACGUGUUACAGUGCCCGCCCUGCCCCACGUAUCCGCCCCAAUGGCCAGGACAUCCUGGAGAAGGGGCAGAUGGGGACAGUCGGGAUCUUGCUGAAGCUGGAGGGGGUCUCUCUCCACAGGGAGCCGCCCCUGAAAAGGCGCGAGUGCAAGGACCACGAGAAGGAGAAUGUGAGGCGGAUGCGGGAGAUCCAGAGGAGGUGCAAGGAGAAGGAGCUGGCGCGGGAGCACAGCCAGCCCAAACCCAUGAAGGCCCUGUGGAAAUCCCAGAAGUAUGAGAAUGUGGAGUCCAAGGUGAAGGCCAAACUGCAGGAGAGCUCUCCCCCGCCCAACCCAGAGUCUCAGAACUUCCUGAGGGCAUAUUCCCGCUGCGGCUCCGGGGUCCAGCCACGCCGGUCGCUGUCACCCAGACCUGCCAUUUACUCCAGGGCUCUGGGGGUAGGGAUCCGGCUGGCACACAGGGAGGGGAUCCGCUUGCUGCUGUUUGCAGUGAAGGGAGCCGCUUCGCUGAGAGAGGCCCUGGUCAUGGUGCCAAGGGGCUCAGCAGGGCCUGCUGGUGAAAGCCGUGUCUCGCCGGGGCGUGCAGGGCGCGAGUGCAAGGACCACGAGAAGGAGAAUGUGAGGCGGAUGCGGGAGAUCCAGAGGAGGUGCAAGGAGAAGGAGCUGGCGCGGGAGCACAGCCAGCCCAAACCCAUGAAGGCCCUGUGGAAAUCCCAGAAGUAUGAGAAUGUGGAGUCCAAGGUGAAGGCCAAACUGCAGGAGAGCUCUCCCCCGCCCAACCCAGAGUCUCAGAACUUCCUGAGGGCAUAUUCCCGCUGCGGCUCCGGGGUCCAGCCGCGCCGGUCGCUGUCGCCCAGCCCUGCCAUGUCCAGAGCAGUGCCAGACGCAGCAGCUGCAGGAGUGCAGGGCGCAGACGCCAAGAUCCAGGUGGAAGGCAUCAGUGUCGACUUUGUCAGCCACAACGCCCGCACGGCCAAGCGGGCCCCCCUGCGGCGCUCGCGCUCGCUGCAGUCGCUGGCCGAGGCCCUGGAGCAGAAGCGCCGGGAGCAGGAGGAGUACAAUGCCAAGCAGAAGGGCCAUGUGCCCCAGUACCUGCUGGAGCGGAAGGAUCGCUGGCGCAGGGAGCUGGAGGAACGGCAGCGGAACCUGCCCGACCCUGACAUGCCCCCGGGUCACACCAUGAUGCCAGAGAGCGAGCGGCUGGAAACUCUCAACAACCUGAAGCAGAGUAAGGGGAGAACCAUUCGCUCCCGCCAGAGGGGCCUCCCCAGACGGGUGGGAGGGAUGAGCCUGGCCUCAGCCACAGGGUGGCGCUCUUCUCGAGUCCAUGCAUGGCAGGUGGGUCACAUUCACAAGCGGCGGGUGGAGCUGGAGCAGAAGCUGUCGCAGAUGGAUCAGACCCUCAAAAUCUUCUCCCGGCCCAAGGUCUUCGUCAGGCUGGACUCCUGAGUGGGGGGGAACUUGCAAGCUGCUUCCUGGGGCCAGGAAGAAUUCCUGCCCCCAGCUGCAGAGGGUGGUGGCACCGAGCAAGCCCAAGGGAUGCCAGCGGGGCACUGGUGUCCAGGCAGUGCCCAACCUGUGACUGGGGGAGGAGGGGGGGCGCAACUGC
Pelodiscus sinensis (Chinese soft-shelled turtle) is the source of this 2383-nucleotide messenger RNA. The record is from RefSeq and is a predicted model, not a curated record. NCBI's taxonomy places the organism in Eukaryota, Metazoa, Chordata, Testudines, Trionychidae.